AUGACGAAUCAUCGCGGCUGUUCCGUUGUUGCAGUUCUCGUGGCACUCUUGUCAAGACACGUUGUCAUUGUUCGGGCCCAAGACAUCAUUCCCCGCACAGAUGUCGUCAUUGAUGAUACUGAAACUCGUGACGAUGUCGUGUAUGUGGAUACCUCGCCGCUGGGCACCGAUUUCUACGAGUAUGAAACGCUGAACAUUCAGUUGUUAGAUGAGGGUCCUGUUUGGACUCUUCGCAACACUUUCAAGACGGGGGCGUACUUUGACGGAGAAACCAAAGAUCACAUGAUAUCCAUUAGUUUGAUGCGAUACACUUCGGAAAACACUGGACAGUCAGUGGUGACAGGAGUUGUCCAUGACCGAAAGGAAAGUCUGUUCUAUGAGAUCCGACCCGACCACAAGGGAAGAGAGACGGUAUUGAUGACCUUGGAAGACGAUAUGCCUCCCUUGGGAGAUCCCAUCCAACCCUCUUUUCUCGAACGAAUUACAACCUUUGGCGAUUCCACUUCGAUUGCAUCCACUUGGAAUUACCGAAUCAACAAUUUUCUAGGAAUCCAGCGACAGGAUCCUGGUCCCACCAUCAUUGAUGUCAUGAUAAUUUGGACCGAGUCCACUGAAUGCUACAAAUCCGGUCUGAGCACAGGGUGUAGUCGGUCAAGUACUACCCAAACCAACAUGGAAGCAGCCGUUGAUUUGAUGAUUCAAGAAACGAACACUGCCCUCACCAACAGUGAUACAGGGGCACAAAUUCGUCUCGUGCAUCGACAAGUCGACAGUUCUGGAUAUAGAGAAUCAAGAAUGACAACUACGUUACGUCAGGUUUCCGACGUCGAUGGCGUCAUGGACUAUAUCCAUAGUUUGAGAAAUCAAUAUAGAGCAGAUCUGGUGCAGUUCAUCGUCGACAACCGAGUGGAUGCCGACGGCCUUGGAGGGGUUGCCUGGCUGCCACAGUGUAAUGGAUUGGGUUGUUGGAACUCUGCUCUAGGAUUCUCGUGUAUUUGUGCUCAGUGCAUGAUGAACUACAUAUCUGCUCAUGAAUUCGGUCACAACUUGAACUGUCUGCACGACCGUGGCACCGCCAAUGCAUGCUCCACUUGCGACACUAGCAACUAUGGGUAUCGCUCCCCUAAUGGUAACUUUCGGUCUAUCAUGGCCUAUCGAUGUCGAACGGGCGAAUGUGACAACAAUCCUGGUGGCUCUUGUCCACGAAUUGGGUUUUAUAGCGGCAACUUUCAAUACAACGGUGAAUCCGUGGGCGGGGACACCAACAAUUGCGCUGGAGAAAUCACCAAUAUGAUGUUCCACAUCCAUAACUACAGAUAG
Molecule: messenger RNA, 1320 nt
Organism: Seminavis robusta
Lineage: Eukaryota; Bacillariophyta; Bacillariophyceae; Naviculales; Naviculaceae
Source: the annotation of a GenBank genome assembly